AUGUCCACUACUGCCUCUCUAGAUGCUCCCGUCGCGCAAAGCGUGGGGAACAUCACCUCCAUCACCAGCCCUCAGUCUACCCACAACCACCGGACGAAGCAUACUCAUGCCACCGCUCACGUUCCCAGUCGGGCAGCCCACUAUGACACCUCUCUUUCCAUCCCAGUACGCAAAUACCUUCAGACCUACGGUCUGACUCCUCCCCACGCAGAGAGCUAUGAAGUGCAGAAGAAGAGAUGUUUGGCACAAUUGGCUCUGAAGCCUACAGACCUCGAGAGGUUUCUGUACCUGAGCACGAUCAGAUAUAACAAUGUCCACCUGUUCUACCGCCUGUUGACGGACCACUUCACGGAGCUGACUCCGUUGGUGUACACACCUACCGUUGGCGAGGCCUGCCAAAAAUGGCAUGAGAUCUACCAACAGCCCGAGGGCAUGUAUCUCAGCUUCGAGGAUCGAGGCCACCUUUCGGCUAUCAUCCAAAACUGGCCUCAAUCCAACGUUGAGAUCACUGUCAUCACUGAUGGUUCCCGCAUCCUUGGUCUCGGCGAUCUUGGAGUCGGUGGCAUGGGCAUUCCGAUUGGAAAGCUUGCUCUUUACACCGGUUGCGCCGGUAUUAGGCCCGAAGGGGCCUUACCAUUGACCGUGGACUUGGGCACAGGCAAUAAGGCCCUGCAGAACGACCCACUAUACAUGGGCAGCCGAAGAGACAAGGUCACCGCGGCCGAAGAACAAGAGUUCUUGGAUGAGCUGAUGGCCGCGUUGAAGGAACGCUGGCCGGACAUCGUCAUCCAGUUCGAGGACUGGAAGAAUCCUUUCCCGUCUCUUGAGCGCUACCGUCAUGACUACGCCAUGUUCAAUGACGAUAUCCAAGGUACCGGAGCCGUCAUAAUGGGAGGUAUAGUGGGUGCUGUCAAGCAGUCUGGGAUCGCUGCGAAGGACCACCGCGCAGUCUUCCUUGGGUCCGGAUCGGCUGGUGUCGGUGUGGCCAAACAGAUCGUCGACUACUUCAUGCGCGAAGGUCUGACAGAAGAGGAGGCCAAGAACUGUUUCUGGCUCGUCGAUAGCAAGGGUCUUGUGACUCAAGACCGCGGAGACAAGCUUGCUGACCACAAGAUCUACUUCUCACGAACAGACAACAAGGGGCAACAAUUCAAGACUCUGGACGAGGUCAUUGACUAUGUGAAGCCCACCAUCAUCAUGGGCCUUAGCACGAUCGGUGGUGCCUUCACUCCUGAAAUCUUGCAGAAGAUGGCCAAGUGGAAUGAUAGACCCAUUAUCUUCCCACUCUCGAAUCCAUCGUCCAAGUCAGAAUGCACCUUUGAGGAAGCAAUUGUGAACACUGAUGGUCGAGCCCUCUUCGCUUCGGGAUCCCCCUUCCAUCCAGUCACAUACAAGGGUAAGAUCUACCAUGGCGGCCAAGGCAACAACAUGUAUGUGUUCCCUGGUAUCGGUCUCGGUACAAUUCUCUCCAAGGCUGUACAGGUCACCCCGAACAUGAUCUAUGCUUCUGGCGAAGCUCUUCCGACCAUGAUCACAGAGGAAGAGAAGGAGAGGGCACUCUUGUACCCUGCCAUCACCCGCAUUCGAGAAGUCAGUGCACGUGUUGCCCUGUACGUCGUCCGUGCUGCGCAGAAGGACAACGUCGACAGACUGCACCAUCUGCGUGACAUGACCGAUGAUCAAUUGGAAGCGUGGAUCAAGGAUAAGAUGUACGACCCGCACAAAGAAACCGAGGAGCUAGAGAACGAGGUUCGUGAGUUGGUGCAGGAUAUCAUGAGCUCGCCAAAGCUGUGA
Cladophialophora yegresii CBS 114405 is the source of this 1794-nucleotide messenger RNA. Its product is annotated as malate dehydrogenase (oxaloacetate-decarboxylating)(NADP+). The transcript has a single exon. Gene Ontology annotation, biological process: malate metabolic process; pyruvate metabolic process. Lineage: Eukaryota; Fungi; Ascomycota; Eurotiomycetes; Chaetothyriales; Herpotrichiellaceae. Gene Ontology annotation, molecular function: malate dehydrogenase (decarboxylating) (NAD+) activity; NAD binding. Gene Ontology annotation, cellular component: mitochondrion. The record is from RefSeq and is a predicted model, not a curated record. Bases 1 to 1794 code for a protein of 597 amino acids.